AUGAUUCAGAUUCCAAGAAGCCAUUUGGUGUUUCUUGUUUUGCUGCUUUCUGCUGCUAUCAUAGCAGAGGCAGCCAACAACAAGAAGGAUACGGUAACUUGCUUCAAUCACGGGAGCCCGUGUUUCCUCCAGUACGCCGCCUGUCCACAAGAAUGCCCAUCAAGAACAUCUCCUACCAAUGGCAAAAUUUGUUCUAUCAACUGUGAUUCACCACUGUGCUCGGCCGAAUGCAAAACACAGAUACCAAAUUGUAAUGGCAAGGGAGCAGCAUGCCAGGAUCCCCGCUUCAUUGGUGGAGAUGGGAGAGUUUUCUACUUCCAUGGCGAAAGAAAUGGCCACUUCACCUUGGUUUCGGACCCUAAUCUCCAGAUUAACGCCCGCUUCAUUGGUUUAAGGCCGGCUGGCAGACCAAGAGACUAUACCUGGAUCCAAGCGCUGGGGGUUCUUUUCGACUCCCACUCUUUCUCUGUUGAGGCUAUCAAAUCAGCAACAUGGAAUGAUGAGGAAGAGCACCUCAAGUUCUCCUAUGAUGGAAUGGAGCUAGAGGUCGCAGAGGAUUUCCCGUAUGAGUGGGUAUCCGCAGGGUCGUUGAUCAGGAUUCACAGAGCUUCAAAGGCUAGUGCCACUAUCACCAUCCCUGAAUUUGCAGAGAUUUCUGUGAAUGUCAUUCCUGUGACAAAGGAAGAUGACAGGAUCCACAACUAUGGGAUACCUUCUGAUGACUGCUUUGCUCAUUUGGAGGCACAGUUCAGAUUCUUUGGCCUAAAUCCAAAGGUGGAAGGUGUCCUCGGCAAAACUUACAGGCCGGAUUUCGUGAACCCUGCAAAGCCGGGCGUUGCAAUGCCAGUUGUUGGAGGCGAAGACAAGUACAGGACUGCUUCGCUUUUGUCUCCAGAUUGCAAGUACUGUGUGUUCUCUCCACUUAAAACCUUGGUUGAAGAGGAUUCACCAAGCACAGCAUAUGGCACCUUAGAUUGUACAAGCGGUGGCAAUGGAAUAGUUUGCCGCAAGUGA
This is a messenger RNA of Oldenlandia corymbosa var. corymbosa, 1014 nucleotides long. The record is from the annotation of a GenBank genome assembly. Lineage: Eukaryota; Viridiplantae; Streptophyta; Magnoliopsida; Gentianales; Rubiaceae.